AUGGAAAUGAGAAAUCAAACUGCCGUCUCUGACUUUCUGCUCCUGGGCUUCUCUGAACACCCAGAGCAGCAGCCUCUCCUGUUCGGGCUCUUCCUGAGCAUGCACCUGACCACCCUGCUGGGAAAUAUACUCAUCAUUCUGGCCAUUGGCUCUGACCAGCACCUCCACACCCCCAUGUACUUCUUCCUGGCCAACCUCUCCUUCAUCGAUACCUGCUUCACCUGCACCAUCAUCCCCAAGGUGCUGGUGAACAUCCACACACAGCGCCACACCAUCUCCCACACUGGGUGCCUUGUGCAGAUGUACUUCUUCAUGGCAUUGACCCUGCUGGAUGACUUCCUGCUGGCCGUGAUGGCGUAUGACCGCUAUGUGGCCAUCUGUCUCCCUCUGUACUAUACCAUGAUCAUGCGUCCCCAGUGCUGCCUUCUUCUGGUAGCUGUAUCUUCAUUCUGCUCCAACCUGCUGGCCGUUUCCCUCAUUCUUCUCGUGGCUCAGUUCUCCUUCUGUGCCUCCCACACCAUCCCACACUUUUUCUGUGAUGUACCUCCACUCCUCAAGCUUGCCUGUUCAGACACUCAUCACUUUCAGGUCACAAUGUUAACUGAAGCAGUUCUCUCAGGCAUGAUUCCACUCACCUGUGUCCUGGUCUCUUAUGCUCACAUCACACACACCAUCCUUAGGAUCCCCUCUGCUGGGGGGAAACACAAACUCUUCUCUACUUGUGGCUCUCACUUGACAGUGGUCACUCUUUUCUAUGGGACACUUUUUCUCGUGUAUUUCCAGCCAUCAUCGUCCUACUCAGCAGACACUGGAAUGACUGCAUCUGUGAUAUACACAAUGCUUAUCCCAAUGCUGAAUCCUUUUAUCUACAGCCUAAGGAACCGAAACAUGAAGGAGGCUUUAUGGAGGCUCUUUGGCUUAGAAAAAUGCAAUACUCGAUAA
Cavia porcellus (domestic guinea pig) is the source of this 942-nucleotide messenger RNA. Its product is annotated as olfactory receptor-like protein OLF4. Lineage: Eukaryota; Metazoa; Chordata; Mammalia; Rodentia; Caviidae. The coding region runs from base 1 to 942 and encodes 313 amino acids. Gene Ontology annotation, molecular function: olfactory receptor activity; G protein-coupled receptor activity. The record is from RefSeq and is a predicted model, not a curated record. Gene Ontology annotation, biological process: G protein-coupled receptor signaling pathway. The transcript has a single exon. Gene Ontology annotation, cellular component: plasma membrane.